Messenger RNA from Ochotona curzoniae (black-lipped pika), 1392 nucleotides. It is a transcript of the gene SIRAL1, whose product is annotated as family with sequence similarity 118 member B. Lineage: Eukaryota; Metazoa; Chordata; Mammalia; Lagomorpha; Ochotonidae. The transcript has 8 exons. Bases 226 to 1302 code for a protein of 358 amino acids. The record is from RefSeq and is a predicted model, not a curated record.
CAGGACUUCUCUUUCCGAAGAGCACUGCCCUGGGAAACGUUUAUCCUUUUGGGACACGAUCCUACUCAGGAACACCUCCCCGCCCCCGCGCCCCUGGAGAAGCUGGACCCCAUAAACGCUCGCCCCAGAGCCGUCCUGGCCGCUCACUUCGUCCCACUUGGCAACCGCAUCUCCCGAGGCACGCGUCGGGUCCCUUCUCGUUCCCUCGCCGCUAGACCUGUGGAGAUGCCCGGAUCUCGAAACUGGAUGGCUUCUACAGGGAGCCAGGCCUCUGAUAUAGACGAGAUUUUUGGAUUCUUCAGUGAUGGCGCACCCCCCUCCAAAAAGCCCAGGAAGCUGCUUCCAAGUCUGAAAACCAAGAAGCCCCGAGAACUCGUGCUGGUCAUUGGCACAGGCAUCAGUGCUGCUGUUGCGCCUCAGGUCCCAGCGCUCAAGUCCUGGAAGGGGCUGAUUCAGGCCUUACUGGACGCGGCUAUUGAUUUUGACCUUCUAGAAGAUGAGGAGAGCAAAAAGUUUCAGAAAUGUCUUCAUGAAGAUAAGAACCUUGUGCAUUUGGCACAUGACCUCAUCCAGAAACUCUCUCCUCGUACCAGUAAUGUUCGAUCUACAUUCUUCAAGGACUGUUUAUAUGAAGUGUUUGACGACCUGGAGUCGAAGAUGGAAGAUUCUGGGAAACAGCUUCUUCAGUCAGUUCUGCACUUGAUGGAAAAUGGAGCCCUGGUGUUAACUACAAAUUUUGAUAAUCUCCUGGAACUGUAUGCAGCCGAUCAAGGAAAACAGCUUGAAUCCCUCGACCUUACUGAUGAGAAAAAGGUCCUGGAGUGGGCGCAGGAGAAGCGGAAGCUGAGCGUGUUACACAUCCAUGGCGUCUACACCAACCCCAGUGGCAUUGUCCUUCAUCCAGCUGGAUAUCAGAACGUGCUCAGGAACACUGAAGUUAUGAGAGAGAUUCAGAAGCUCUACGAAAACAAGUCAUUUCUUUUCCUGGGUUGUGGCUGGACUGUGGAUGACACCACAUUCCAGGCCCUUUUCCUGGAGGCUGUCAAGCAUAAAUCGGACCUCGAACAUUUCAUGCUGGUCAGGAGAGGAGAUGUUGAUGAGUUCAAGAAGCUUCGAGAAAAUAUGCUAGAUAAAGGGAUUAAAGUCAUCUCCUAUGGAAAUGACUAUGCCGACCUUCCAGAAUAUUUCAAGCGACUGACAUGUGAAAUCUCCACGAGGGGUAAAUCAGCAGGAAUGGUGAGAGAAGGUCAGCUAAAUGGCUCCUCCGCCGUACACAGUGAACUAAGAGGCUGCAGUACAUGAGCAAGCUAGAGAAACUACCACUACUAGACCAAGCUGUAAGACCCUACUAUGGACGGUGUUUAACAAGUAAAUCUGCAAGAAUCCAACAAA